GUUGCGCGGAACGCACGCGCCCGUGCUUGCCGCGAACUUACCUCGAUACAUCGUGAACAAGUGUUUACCCAUCCCCAAAACAUUUUUAGUUCACCACUUCAUUUCAUUUCAAUCACCUGACAGUUCUGUUUUGUGUUGUUUAUUUUUGUUCUGUGACCACAUUGGAGGUGAUCCGUUUAUUUUCAAUACUGCCGACUGUUUACGGGCUGCGCGAAACGAGCGCCCGUUAUAAUGUGACCGGCGCCAGAAUACGCGCGUCUCCCUUCAAGGUGUUUGCGAUGUGGUGCACGUGGGCAACGUUAUUACUGGUGUCGAGUGCACUGGUGACGGCGGAUACCGGCGCGGGAGCAGACGCGGUCGAGGCGACCACACUGGCUCCCGCCCCCGCCAGCACAGAGGCAGCGGAUGAGACCACCACGACCAACCACGACUCCGUGUCAGCUGAAUCUCGAGCGGCUGUAGCGACCACCCGGGCGCCGCCAAGGACACUCGACCGGCAAGCCGCCGAGCUUGCCUGGAGGUCCUGGCUCCAAAGCGCCGAAAAUGGCAACCAGAACGCCCCCCCUAGGAGGAUCACUACGAAGUCUUUAUUCAUUACGCCCCUCGUUUGUCCUAAAGGACAACGGAUCGACCGCAAUGCUUGUGUUCAGACUGUUACGGUGGACAAAUCAGAGCACGAACGCAUUCUGCUGGAGCAACUGAACGCCCUGUUUUCCUCCCCUUCGAGUAGCGAUGUGGUGUACGACUAUGGCGACAGCGAACCGUUGCAGCUGUCCAUACCCAUCAACCAGGACCCGCAGGCUGCACUCCUCGUUAACCAAGAGCCCUCUGCACAGGCUCAAGAACUCCAACCAAAUUACGCUAACAUCGACAAGAAAGAUGAGAAUAAGGACUCCAGCAUUGAAGCUGAAUUAGAACUUUUGAAGUUGCAACAAUCUGAUAACAUCACAGCUAUCUCUGCUUCUGCUGGAAUAAACCACGACAUGAACACCCUCUCGCACUUGGCGGAUAAACCGAAGCGCGACAGCCCAGUUGACGACUCCGCGGAAACCAGGCCCACAGGCAAUAAUGACACCGACGUUGGACAAAAAGAACUUGUUUACGGACAUGUAAACGUGGACCCCGUACUAUACAAUAUUAAUAACGCAAACCAAGAAGCCCUGAACAUCAACACUGAAAUAACAAGCGACUUACAGACUAACCAUUCAGCGGCUGCAUUAAAGAUGCCGAACGAAAAGAUAACUGACAUGGUUGAUACUGAUAUAAAGAAAGUAACAUCAAAUGACACCAAAGAAUUGCAUAACAAAGAACAAACUAAACUUAAUCCAGAAAACGAUUACUCCGAUAUCGGUGAAGCUAUUAAGCUCAUAAGUCGGUAUGCUGAAGUUUCCACCGAUGAUAAUUUCGGAAAGGAUAAAAAGAAACACGCAAUCAAAGAUGAUAACAUACUCGGCACGCGAACUAAACUACAAUAUAGACGCAAUAAACCCAAAUCCGAAGUACUUCAAGAGUCUCUACCAAUCGACACUGUACCAGAUUCAUCAUUGGAAGACAAAAUUCCUCCUAACAGUUUUUACCCUAAGAGUGAAGCGUUCUACAGGUACCCUUGGCCAAGUCAACACUCAGCAACUCCACCACCAGACUACCCAUUCCGCCAUUUGCAAGACUACUGGCCCGGUCGAAAUCACAUCGGAGGAGUCUACAACAGCCACGGAAACCCAAGGCGCCAUCAUCAUUCGUACCCCCAUUACUUUAGACCUCAUGGCUUCUAUCCGGAAGUUUAUCCUGGCCAAGACAUAUAUCCCCACCAAAUGCAGGGUUACCCUCAUAAAUUAGUCCAACGCCAUACGAAACCGGUGCGAUCUCAAAUGACGAAUCAGGGUUUAUACAGCCUCCUAGGUUUGAGACAUUGGUUUAGCAGUGAAGGUACAUCAAAGAGAUAGUUCGUUUUAAUCUAAUUAGACAAUUUGAUGUUACCCGACGACAUAUAAUGGAAGCUAUGGAAAAUAUUUGUUAGUAACGGUAUUUACGAAUUUAAACUUAUUCUUCCUACAUCAGUUUACCCAUACUGCUAACUGAAACUUGGCUAAAAUUUAAAUUAUGAAAUAAGGAAUGACUGUUAAUGUAAUCUUGAUAUGAUACUGUAUCAACCCGAACUUACGCGUGAAGUUAUCUAAUUAAGAUAAUAGUUAGUCUGGCAAAGUUAGUGAGAUGCAUAAUUCAGGUGCCAACGCAGUUUCAUUAAACUAUUCACUAAUAGCCAUAGCUUUCAUUGUAUUAUUAUUUAUUUGAAAACCAAAUAUUACAGUCAUAGUUAAGGACUUUGUUAGCUGUUUUAAUUCUUGUAAAUAUUUCUUUUAAUUUAAGUGUUUUAUUUUGCUGCUGGAAGUUGUUCACAUAGUAUUAUUUGUUUUAUAUUAUGUUAAAUGUAAUUUGUUGUAUUGAUCAAUAAUUUGUGUUUAGCUGGUGUAUAUUUUUAUAUUUUUUGUUAGAUGUGAAUGUAAUUUUGUCUAUAGAUGUUCAGACUUUCUUGUUAGGUGUGUCUAACCAUAGUACGUACAAUUGGGCACUGGCUUGCCUAUAAUUAGCCGUAUUAUGUAUGAGGACGACCGCGUAGAGACGCCGGUCUGCCGGGUAGAGUCUCUUCGUUGCUUAUUGUUUCCAAGUGUAUGCAUAGCUUGUAAUGAAUGUAUGUAUUAAUUAUUUCAGACAAAUCUAAAUCAAACUCAAAUAAUCAAAACCCACCUGAAACAUAUGCAUAGUGGCGAAAGAGAACCACGCUAUUAAUUAUUUAGUUAUUAUUUAAAUAAAACGAUCUUAGCAAGAUGAAUAGAUAAAUCCACAAAACAGGAAUUUUCGCAGUGUUAAAAAUUGGCUAAUCGUUUCUCACAAUCCGCGCAUUUUAAUGUUUAAUAAAUUAUAAUCAGGAAUUCACUCCCAUGGAUAUAUUUGAAAGUCUCGUGAUAGAAUUAUGCAAAGUACUUAACGAGUUAGAAAAUGCUUGUUGUGAAUUGCCGGUCAAACGCCGAAUAUUAGCCGUUGAAGUAAGUACAGUCGAGUUUAAUAAUUAUUUUAUUACACAGUACCCAUUUUGGCAGAUGUUAACUCUUGUUAUAAAAAGCUUCUAACGUAUAAUCUAAGUUCAAGUGUAUAUUUCUGUACUCGACUGUACUAAUAAUGUGCCAAACAGAACGCAUUCAUAUUACGCAUCAUAUCGUCAGUAGCCACAAUAGCGCUGUAGCGCGGCGACAAGACAUGACGCUAAAGUGCGCUAGAAUCGCGUUCUACUGGCAAAAGAAUCGGGAAAACAAUAUCAACAAUAUUGUCAAUAUAACUAAAUGUUAUUACUUUCAGUUGUAAUUUAAUAAAGCCGAUUAUGCUUGCCUUAUGUACCUUUAGCUACUGAAGUUGUAUUAUCCUAUUUAAACUCGAACUGAAAAUCUAAUUAAAAUAAUGCAUUAUGGUACUCAAUAAAUUAUGCAUAUCAGUAACUAAGCAGUGCAUAGUCUGCAUCUGCAUUUGAGGUACAUUUCUCUGUUUAAGACUUAGUAGAAAUUUUGUUAAUAUCUAGAUACAUAAAUUACAUUACCGAACUAAUACACAUAACGAUCCCACCAAAGUUUAGUUUAAGCUUUAGUUUUUAUUGCAUAAACGUAAUACGCUAUUUACGACAUGAAAAUUAUAUAAAUUGUAUAUUAUUGUAUUUUUCUAACAUUUAUCAAAUAGUUAUAAUUUACUACAAUGAAAUUACGAGAGAUCAUUAAUAUUGACAGAUUUAUCUAAGGGUAGAGUUAGACAACAUAAAAUAAUGCAAGAAUGUGUUAGCCUUUUCUCGCUCUAAGUCUUUUAUGUUUCAAAUAAAACCAGUGCAUCAGGCAAUAUACAAUAAAUAUUUCUUUAUAAUAAUCUUAUCUACCUAAAAAAAUAUAGAAAGUCUUUUAUCAAUUAUCUUAUUUACACUAUUUCAAUAAGUACAAAACGGCGAAAAAUGUUUAAAAUUUAUUAAUGCAAAUGUACUCUAUAGCCGAUUUUGUACUAAUUAGUUUUAUAUACUUGCUUAGUAACAUUAUUGUACCUAUGUUGAUUAACUGCUACUAUUGAAUAUUGCAAUUAUCAAGACAACUAUUGUACAAAUAAUAUAAGAAUUUAUUAUACUUAAAUUACAAUGUCAAUCUUAGGUAUAUCAAUCAAGUCAACAAUUUCUAAUUCUCUAAAAUUGUCAUGA
Molecule: messenger RNA, 4225 nt
Organism: Ostrinia furnacalis (Asian corn borer)
Lineage: Eukaryota; Metazoa; Arthropoda; Insecta; Lepidoptera; Crambidae
Exons: 5
Coding region: 279-1943 (554 amino acids)
Source: RefSeq, a predicted model, not a curated record